Molecule: messenger RNA, 603 nt
Organism: Ostreococcus tauri
Lineage: Eukaryota; Viridiplantae; Chlorophyta; Mamiellophyceae; Mamiellales; Bathycoccaceae
Product: Synaptobrevin
Exons: 1
Coding region: 1-603 (200 amino acids)
Biological process (GO): endoplasmic reticulum to Golgi vesicle-mediated transport
Cellular component (GO): Golgi apparatus
Molecular function (GO): SNAP receptor activity
Source: RefSeq, a predicted model, not a curated record
AUGAAGGUCACCGCGCUAUCGCUGUGGAAGCACAACGGCGAUGACGCGGACCCGCACGCGCUGGGGCACGCGUGCGACGUCGCUGAGUUUGGUUUUUUCCAACGCGCGAGCGUGCGAGAGAUGCUCAUCUUCAUCUCCCGCACGGUGGCCAAGCGAACGCCGAUCGGGGCGAGGCAGAGCGUGGAGCAGGACGCGUACAUGGUGCACGUGUCGAAUAAAGGUGGCUUGGUCGCCGUGGCGGUGAUGGAUCGAGAGUAUCCGUCGAGAAGCGCGUUUUGCGUCUUGGCGAAGAUGAUGGAUGAGUACGAGACGCGGGCGUUCGGGGCGAAUUGGCGAGCGACGACGGCGGACUCGGACGCGAGCGCGGAGAUGUUGGAGGAGAUGUUGGUGAAGUUUCAAGACCCGAGCGCGGCGGAUAAGAUUUUGAAGAUUCAGCGAGAGUUGGACGACACCAAGGUGGUGUUGCACAAGACGAUCGACGGCGUCUUGGCGCGAGGGGAGAAACUCGAUAAUUUAGUGGAUAAGAGCACCGAUCUGUCACUGGCGAGUCAGAUGUUUUACAAGCAGGCGAAGAAACAAAAUCAAUGCUGCACGAUGAUGUGA